This is a messenger RNA of Durusdinium trenchii, 825 nucleotides long. Lineage: Eukaryota; Dinophyceae; Suessiales; Symbiodiniaceae. The record is from the annotation of a GenBank genome assembly.
AUGCGCCUGGAGGCGAAGAUUCAGGGAGUCCCAUUGGCAGACCACCUGUGCGUCCGUUGUGGUGCUGUUCGACAGCAAAGGCAUUUGGCUGACGAGGUCUUCUUUGAUGUGCAGAAGCCGCCAGUGCCCCUGGAGCUUCGAGUCUUCAGGCGAAGUGGUGGCAUUUCAAAGGCCGCUUUGGAUGAGUGUCGUGGAGAAGAUGGAUUGUACAAGGUGCACCUUCGGAGUAAAGACGGUCAUUCGAUGAGUGUCACCUUCCGUACCCGGAAGUGGUCUGAAGAUAAGAAGGUCCCCACGUCGGAGGAGGAGGCUGCGGCAGAGGCCUACUUGCAGAAGCAUAGCUUGCCUCAGUUUGUCAAGAAGGUCUUUGAUCAACUGCUUACUCAGCAGCCCAAGGAGCGGCAGAAGCUCUUGUGGGCGGAUGCCGCUCGAGCGGAACAGACUUCAAGUCUGAACGCGCGGCCGGCCAGUGAGCUCAAGGUCCAGGAAGACACAGCGGUGGAGAUGCCUAUCACUCCUGGGCAAGAAGUCCACCAGACGCGUUGUCGUGAUCCCCAAAGGCUACGGAGCAAAGCAAGAGAGACUUUGUCCAAAAGCUACUUGAAUGGGAGCUUGGCAAAGUCCCUGAACAAGUUGUUUGCAAAGAAAGACGUGGCCAAUCAGCUGCCGGAGGAUGGCGAGGCUCUGGUUGCGGCGUCCAAAGGCUGCUCCCUGCAAGAGCUCAGAUUAAAGGCGAAGGAAGCUCUAUCCAAGAGUUAUCUGAACCAGAGCUUGGGCACCUCACUACAAAAGCUAUCGGCUCGGAGUCCCAAUGAAGAAUUUUGA